AUGGCGCUCGUGUAUAGUGCAGCAGAGUACUGUGCGCCAGCUUGGACAAGGAGCACUCACAGUAAAAAAAUUGACACGCAGUUAAACCAUACUAUGAGAAUUAUCUCAGGUACGGUAAAAAGUACUCAAAUACAAUGGCUCCCUACUCAUGCAAACAUUGCUCCUGCUGACCUGAGAAGAAAAGCAGCAACCCACUCCUUGUUAAAUAUAAUUAAAAAAAAAACCAAACCUCCCAGUAUAUGAGGACAUUUAUCAACACCCAGUAAAAAGACUUAAGUCUAGAAAUCCAGUGUGGAUCGAUAUUGAAACAGAAGUGAACACAAAAAACCAAUGGAAAAGCCGCUGGAAGGAUGCUAAAGUAAAAAAUGCUGAGUUAGUAGUAGAUCCUACCCAGAAACUCCCAGGAUUUGACUUUCCACGAUCAUUAUGGACUAAAAUAAAUAGAAUAAGAACUGCUAAUAGUAGUUGCAAUCAUUUACUCCAUAAAUGGGGCAUGAGUGAGUCACCUCUUUGUAGCUGUGGAAAUAUCCAAACAACGAAGAAUAUAGUUGAGACAUGCCCUUUAACUAAAUACGAUGGGGGUUUGAGAGGUAUACAUGAAGGCAGUGCAAACGCGAUUAAAUGGCUGGAAAAUCUGAUUAUUCGCCUAUGAGACAACUUAACCCAAUAGUUACCAAAUUCUUAGUCUUUAGUUUCUAGUCAC
Molecule: messenger RNA, 703 nt
Organism: Cinara cedri
Lineage: Eukaryota; Metazoa; Arthropoda; Insecta; Hemiptera; Aphididae
Source: the annotation of a GenBank genome assembly